CCGCGCUCGGAGCAGGUGGGUCCUGGCGGGGGCCGGGGCCGGGGCCCCGCGGCCUCCCUGGCCCGUCUCCCCCCGCCGUCCCCUUCCCGCAGGACUAGCAUGAGCCCGGGGCAUCGCCUUCCUCCGCCGUCUAUGGAAGGUGACGGGACCCAAAACGCCGUCGAGGAGCGGGACGCUUUCCGGGCCGCCUGAUCGAGCCCCGGACGCCCGGACCCGGCUUCCCGCCGUCCGGCGCGUGAUCCCGGCGCCAUGGUGGGCUUGGGGCCCAGCGAGGUGCCGCCGACGGCCGCCGUGAGGUUCGUGGGGGCCGGCGCGGCCGCCUGCUUCGCCGACCUCGUCACCUUCCCCCUGGACACAGCCAAAGUGCGGCUGCAGAUCCAGGGGGAGGCGAAGGCGGCGGGCGGCGCGGCGGGCGCCCGCUACAGGGGCGUCUUCGGCACCAUCGCCACCAUGGUGAGGACGGAGGGCGCCCGGAGCCUCUACAGCGGGCUGGUGGCGGGGCUCCAGCGCCAGGUGAGCUUCGCCUCCGUCCGCAUCGGCCUCUACGACUCCGUGAAGCAGUUCUACGCCAAAGCGCCCGAGCGCGCCGGGCUGGGGAGCCGGCUGCUCGCCGGCUGCACCACGGGCGCGCUGGCCGUCGCCCUCGCCCAGCCCACGGACGUGGUGAAGGUGCGCUUCCAAGCGCGGGCGCGCGCGGAGGGCGCCCGCCGCUACCAGGGCACCGUGGACGCCUACAGGACCAUCGCCAAGGAGGAGGGAGUGCGCGGGCUGUGGAAGGGAACGUCCCCCAACAUCGCCCGCAACGCCAUCGUGAACUGCGCCGAGCUGGUCACCUACGACGUCCUCAAGGACGCGCUGCUCGAGUCCCGCCUGAUGACGGGUGAGUCCGUCCCGCCCCGGCGGAGCGGCGUUAACCGCCGUGGCGGAGCCGCCCGCCACCGCAACGCGGGCGUCCGCGGCCCCCCGCCGGCCCCCGCUCCCCACUGGCCUCCGCUCGGCAGAUCACCUCCCGUGCCACUUCGCCGCCGCCUUCGGGGCCGGCUUCUGCGCCACGCUCGUCGCCUCGCCCGUGGACGUGGUGAAGACGCGCUACAUGAACUCCGUGCCCGGGCAGUACGGCAGCGCCGCGCGCUGCGCCCUCGCCACGCUCGCAGGGGAGGGCCCGCAGGCUUUCUACAAGGGGUUCACGCCCGCCUUCCUGCGCCUGGGCUCCUGGAACGUGGUGAUGUUCGUGACCUACGAGCAGCUGAAACGGGCCCUCACGGCCGCCCGCGGCUCGCGGGAAGCCCCCUUCUGAGCCCGCCGCGGAGCUCCUGCCGCGCCGCCGCCGCGCCUCCUUGCUCGCCGGCGCCGGAGGGAGUCUCGCCGCGGGGCGGAGGAGACGGGCGCCCCCGGCACGAGGACGCGGAAAGCCUCCGGCCUUGCCGUGGCCGCAGUGAGGCUUUAAGUAAAUUGCGCGCCUUCCGUUUUCUUUUUUCAAAUGCUUCUGGUCUUUCCCAAACCCUGCUGGUUCGCUGGGUCCACGUUGGCCCUGGGGGGCUUCCAGCCCCAUCCCAGGUGCUGAGCUGGCAGCCAGCGCCUGGAGACGUGGUCCCAGACCAGGAGGCCAGAGCAGGCCCAGGAGCCACCUGCACGUAGUGUUGGGGUGUGAGGACGGUAGAGCCUUCGGCAGCAGAGAAGGAAGCAGCUUUUCAGAAUAUGAGUCCUCUUUUUUUUUUUUUUGGAAAAAAAAAAAAACUCCAAAGACCCUCACCAGCUCAGGGCAGCUUUGGUGGAGCGAUGAUUAACUUGCCUCGUGCACCUCUUUGAGUAAAACCAAAGUUUGACCCACCUUGGCCUGCCUGCUGCAGAAGAGCAUUUGUGAGCGCUGUCUUCCCAGCCAGGAGCUGGCCGGACUGGGAGGAGGAGAACUGGGCCCUCCAGCUCCCUCGGAACAUUUUUUUCAGGGCUCUGGGAGCCUCCAUCUAAGCUGGAGGACAGGGACCAGCUCAUCCCAGCGAGUCCUGAGGCUGGUGCAGGUCCCUGCAGCACCCCGGGAGGUUUGAGCCACGUGGGGAGUUGUGCUCGGUGCUGCUCACCUUGGGGGGGGCCGUCAGGCAUCGCUGCAGCGCGGCUGCUGCUGGGGGUAAAGCGGGGAAGCUACUGGGCAGAGGCCAGAAAGCAAAGUGGAGUGGAGCCUGGCUGGUGGAAAAACACCAUCUCCAAGGUGCUCUGCGUCUGUAGGCUGCAGGAAAUCUGGAAAAAUCUCUAGUCUUUGCACAGGGAACAGAGCUUUAUUGCUUGGAGGAGCGUGGAGGGAUCCUCUCCUCUCCUCCCCCUAGCACAGGAGCGCCUUCCUCAAGAGCUUCUUCUUGUCAGGCGUGAGCUGCUUGGGAAAGGAAAUAUCGAAGUACAUGAUGAGAUCGCCCUUGCGCGCGGGGUCCUGGAACAGCGGCAUGCCCUCCCCUGGCACAACCUUGCAGUACCUGGGGCUGUGAAGCAAAGGAAGGGUCUGAGAGGGGCAGUGAGACGUUCCCGGCCCCGAGAGCCGAAUGUGGGGUGGUGAUUUGGGGGGGUCACAUGCCUCUGGCUCUAGAGCAUCGAGGCCGGACGUGCGCAACGUCCGGGCUGGCCCCGCACCGUGCCGAGCCUCACGCCCGCUCUGCAGGGUGUUUUUCAGGGCAACGCUUACUCCACAAUGUCGUUGAUGGGGAUGUUGAGCAGCCUCCCGUCCAGCGUCUUCACGUCCACCGUGCAGCCGAUCAGCGCCUGCAAGACGCGGAGCGAAGCCCCGAGCUGCCUUUUCGCCCUCCCCGGGAGCCCUUUUAGCCACUGCUUGUGUGAGCGAAGCGGGCGGCCAGGAAGGACACCUGGCCCUUCACAGCCUCCCGCGCAAGUGAAGGCUCCUCCAAGCACCUAGCAGCUGCUCUCAGUCUCCCUGCACACGCACAGCUGUGCCGUGAAUAAAUCCAGCCACCCCGUGGCCUAGCUGGA
This is a messenger RNA of Rhea pennata, 2973 nucleotides long. RefSeq names its product dicarboxylate carrier SLC25A8-like. Gene Ontology annotation, molecular function: oxidative phosphorylation uncoupler activity. NCBI's taxonomy places the organism in Eukaryota, Metazoa, Chordata, Aves, Rheiformes, Rheidae. The record is from RefSeq and is a predicted model, not a curated record. Bases 250 to 1638 code for a protein of 462 amino acids. Gene Ontology annotation, biological process: response to cold; adaptive thermogenesis; mitochondrial transmembrane transport. The transcript has 6 exons.